Molecule: messenger RNA, 573 nt
Organism: Stereum hirsutum FP-91666 SS1
Lineage: Eukaryota; Fungi; Basidiomycota; Agaricomycetes; Russulales; Stereaceae
Exons: 3
Coding region: 1-573 (190 amino acids)
Source: RefSeq, a predicted model, not a curated record
AUGCCCGAUGUGGGGCGCCACAACGACUUCUACAUCCGCCCGGGCAUACGACGCCCCCAUCGCAAUGCACCAGACCUCCUUCUCCCCACGUCCACCAAACCGGGGAAUAUCGAACCGCUCGAACCAUAUCGAGAUCCACCAACGAACCAAAAACUCACAUCAGCAUCUAGCGCUCCACUCCUCCUCCCUCACAUCAAACCCCUCCAUCCCGCCCAAACACCCCUCACCAAAAACUGGACCCAUCCCUCCGUCCUCCUCACCAUCCCCGGUUUCGCCUCGCUCAAGCUGAUCAUGAACUCCAGCGCGGCCUUUCUCACCUCUUCCGCUUCAAGGUCCUGUCGUCUUGCGGGUCGUCUUCCGUGCCGGAGGAGUGGGAGUCAGGAGAGAGAUGUGAGAUGGAAGGGGGAGGGUGGGAAUGUGAAUCCGCCGGAGGAAGGGCCGGAGGAAGAGGGCGACGUUGGGUAUGGGACCGUGGCCUGCGCUGGGAAGGAUGAGACUGGGGAGCUAGCAAAGGAGGGGGGGAGGGAGAUGGGGGGCGAAGAGGGAGGGAGAGGAAGUGGCGAGUGGGGUUAG